Messenger RNA from Cryptotermes secundus, 1401 nucleotides. RefSeq names its product phospholipid hydroperoxide glutathione peroxidase (gene Gtpx). Gene Ontology annotation, molecular function: glutathione peroxidase activity. Gene Ontology annotation, biological process: response to oxidative stress. Bases 312 to 899 code for a protein of 195 amino acids. NCBI's taxonomy places the organism in Eukaryota, Metazoa, Arthropoda, Insecta, Blattodea, Kalotermitidae. The record is from RefSeq and is a predicted model, not a curated record. The transcript has 8 exons.
CUGCGGUUAUACAGUUUCCAUAUCUACCAAUACUCUUCCCUUUGCUGAUAAUCCACGGUGAUUAAGCAUGUGACCGCAUGUGACGGCUCAAAAGGCAUAGUCAUUGUAACAAUUAGGCGCAUUAGGUUUUCUGUUGUUCGAAUCACUGACUUGUCUCUCAAGGAAUAAGAGUGAAGGUCAACAAGGUCAACAAGCAAGUCUGGUAGGAAGUUGCCACUCUUUAAGAGGAACUGCUACCUUCAUCUUCAAUCUGAAGACAGGACAUAAUUUGUGCCCACAUAUAACAUUAAGCAGGUGGUCUUUAUUUCAAAAUGCUGGUUCCAGGACUGCAGUUAUUUGGUACUGCAAUCUGUGCUCUGCGCCUCUUGUCCACACGAUCAGCACCAGUCAUGGCAACAACUCCAGAAGAUUGGAAAAAUGCAUCAUCUAUUUAUGAUUUCACUGUAAAAGAUAUAAAUGGGCAAGAUGUAUCCUUGGAGAAAUACAAAGGACAUGUGGCUAUUAUUGUGAAUGUGGCCUCAAAGUGUGGCCUCACUGCUACAAAUUACAAGGAAUUGGCAGAACUUCAUGACAAGUAUGCUGAAUCCAAAGGUCUCCGCAUAUUGGCUUUCCCUUGCAACCAGUUCAAUGGGCAGGAACCUGGAAACUCAGAGGAGAUUGUGUGCUUUGCCAGGUCUAAGAACGCAAAGUUUGACAUGUUUGAGAAGAUUGAUGUAAAUGGAAAUAAUGCACACCCACUUUGGAAAUACCUGAAGCAUAAGCAAGGGGGGACUCUGGGAGAUUUUAUCAAGUGGAACUUCACCAAAUUCAUCAUUGACAAGAAUGGGCAGCCUGUUGAAAGACAUGGUCCCAAUGUCGAUCCCAGUAAAUUGGUGUCGAACUUGGAGAAGUACUGGUAAGAUCCUUCAAGGUUAAGGAAUGAAGAAUUGUAACUUGAAAGCUGUGGCAGGAAAUUGAAACAAGGUUUCAAGUUCAAUUCAGAAUGCACUGAAUCAUCAUUCUUGUUCAGCAAGGUGAAUUGUUCUGUUGCUUAAUUUUUAAUAUGUACAGUAUUUAGAUACUCCACUCACAUGUUAGUUAAAAAUGGCAGUCCACUAUUUAUGGGAUGUUCUUGGCAUAAAAUAUGGCGCUUCUAAUUAAAUGGCGCAACAAAAAUGAGGAGUGUUUCUCAAAUCUGAAAAGUCAUAGUUUACAUUUUACUACCUGGGGAUAGUUAGACAUUUGUCUUAGAAAUAUGUGUCCUGCUUCAGUAAUACUUCACCAUCUUGCAAACCAAGCAAAGCAUUGGUUUUGUUUAAUUCCAUCACAGUAAAUUUAUUUCCUUUUUACUGUAUUCUGACAAAGAAUAGUAACUGUGUAACUGCAAACAUCACAAAUAUAAUAAACUUAUUCUAAAUGGAA